Messenger RNA from Saprolegnia parasitica CBS 223.65, 577 nucleotides. RefSeq lists its product as hypothetical. The coding region runs from base 18 to 536 and encodes 172 amino acids. Lineage: Eukaryota; Oomycota; Saprolegniomycetes; Saprolegniales; Saprolegniaceae. The record is from RefSeq and is a predicted model, not a curated record. The transcript has a single exon.
GCCACGAGGUCGGGAGCAUGGCUCGUAUCCACGGUGCGCAGAUCAUCAUCAUCUACCUGCGCAACUUGAGCCUCGUCGUCGCGAUCCUGUCGCUUGUCUCGCGCAUCGUGCAUCACCUGGGCCCGUGGCGCAAGACGACGCACGAGACAGCCGCGCUUCUCUCGCGGCCAUCGCCCAUCAUCAUCCACGAAGUCACCACGUCCGAGGUGUUUGACUUGCCUGCCGACGUGCUCAGCUCGGUGUCAUCACCGACACUUGUCCAGCGGCAGUCGUCCUUGAUCCGCACGCAGUCCUUUCGAAGGGCGUAUGUAGCCAGCGCGCCGACGCCAUCGCCCGUCGUGCGAAAUUGGCGCCAGCGCGCCUUGCACUACAGCGUUCGCAUUUGCAAGAACGCGCUCGAAAACUGCGUGACGACGCUUGCGACGAUUCUCUUGACAGGCGCGAUGCUCGGUGUGUACCAGAGUCUGCAGGGCAUCGAGCCCCAAGUCGACUUUGCGACGUUUGUGCGGCAGCAGGUGCACCGCCUCAUACGCUAGCCCUAGUCGUCAUAGUAUAUGUGUCGACCUAUUUACCAGUA